CAACUGCGUGCGCUCUUAAUCGUCCCGGAGUCUGCCCGUUCCAUCUGGCUUUGCAAUGGACUCUCGGAAGGCAAACCUAUGUGACUGUUCCAGACAUUCCUCUCACACGUCCGGCGUACCUUCAGAUUGAGGGAUUUAUUGUUCAGCAUUGCUGUUAUACUUCAUCGCGUCUCGUUCUUUCUUUAGUGGCGGCCCCCUCACCACCGCAACUAUGACUGCCGACCCGAAACCCGCACCGGCAGAGUUGUGGAGGCAUCCGGACCCCCAUUCAACGCACAUGUACAAGUUUCUGGAGCACGUCAAGUCGAAAUACAGCGUGGAAAUUGACGAUUACCCGGGAUUGUACAAGUGGUCAGUCGAGAACAUCGCCGAAUUCUGGGAGGAGAUGUGGCAUUUCUGCGACAUCAAGGCGUCGAGGCAGUACGAUCAGGUGCUUCCUAAGGAUGCACCAAUGUUUCCCCGUCCGGACUUCUUCCCCGGUUCCACCCUCAACUUCGCAGAGAACCUGCUGUUUCCUCAAGGUUGUACCGAGUCCAGCACGGCUGUGAUCACAGUCACUGAGGUCGAAGGCCAGGUCACUUACACCACCUGGUGGGAGCUGCGGGAUGCAGUACGCCGAUGCUCAAGUUCUCUGCGGGCUGCAGGACUCAAGCGCAAUGACAUCGUUGCUGGGUUCGUAUCCAAUCAUGUUCAGGCGCUUGUAGCCAUGCUAGCUGCCGCAUCCAUCGGGGCCAUCUGGACGGGUAUAAGUCCGGAUAAUGGAGUCAGUGCGGUGCUGGAUCGACUGGCUCAGAUUGGACCCAAGGUUUUGUUUGCAGACAACACAACCGUGUACAACGGAAAAUUCUGGUCAAGCACAGAUAAGACAUCCCAGAUAGUUGAUGAAUUAAGAACCAAGGGUCUGGAGCUGGUCGUCGUGAUUAACAAUAUCGAGGGUGACUUGGGGUUGGAAGAUCUGCUAGCUAAGGGGGUUGCGGCAAAGGAGUAUGAAAGUUUCUUGGAGAGUUCCAAGGAUGCGCCCCUGAAAUUUGAACAGCUGCCCCCUUCUCACCCGCUUUACAUCCUCUACUCUAGCGGCACCACCGGUCUACCCAAAGCAAUCGUUCAUACUGCUCUGGGCACCUUGAUACAACACAAGAAGGAGCACUACCUCCACUGCAAUAUGAACCCGCAAUCGAGGAUGCUCUACUACACAACUACAUCGUGGAUGAUGUGGCACUGGAGCAUCUCGGCGCUUGCAUGUGGCGUCAGUCUCGUGCUGUAUACGGGAUCUCCCUUCAAGCCCCACGGCUAUCUCUCCAUCCCGAAACUCCUAGCCGAGCUGGAUGUCACUCACUUCGGAACUUCAGCAGCAUACCUGACGACGCUCGAGACCCAUGGCGUCUACCCUAACCAGACCAUCGAUCUUCCUCACCUGGAAGCAAUCUACUCAACCGCAUCGCCUUUGCCACCGUCGACGUUCUCGUUCUUGUACAAAGCCUUCCCCUCGCGCAUCAACCUCGGUUCAAUCACUGGGGGAACAGAUAUCAUCUCAUUGUUUGGAACCCCAUGUCCACUCCUCCCAGUCUAUGUGGGUGAGAUUCAGUGCGCUGGUCUGGGAAUGGCUAUUUCGGUUGCCGACUCCAUCACGGGCGAGCCAACACCUGGUGAAGAUGGCGAGCUGGUCUGUACAAAGCCGUUCCCCUGUCAGCCUUUGACAUUCUGGGGACAGGGUGGCGAUGCCAAGUACAAGUCCAGCUACUUCGAGCGAUUUGAUGGUAUCUGGCACCAUGGCGACUUUGUUAGGAUAGACACCCAAACUGGCGGGAUGGCCAUGCUGGGGCGAUCAGAUGGUGUUCUAAAGCCGGCAGGUGUUCGAUUCGGGUCUGCUGAGAUCUAUAACGUGCUGAUCAAGUUCUUUGGAAGCGAGGUUGAGGACGCCGUUUGCGUUGGCAGGAGGAGGGAGACGGAUCGCGACGAGACGGUCUGUUUGUUCGUGGUCAUGUGCGAGGGCAAGACUUUUACACAUGAACUACAAGAAAGGAUUAAGACUGUAAUCAGAAAAGAGUUGAGCCCGCGGCAUGUGCCUGGUGUUGUUGAGGAGUGUGGUGCAGGAAUUCCAAAGACAGGCAACGGCAAAAAGAUUGAGGUCGCGGUAAAGCAGAUUCUCUCUGGUAUGAAGAUUAAGACGAAUGCAAGUGUGGCGAACCCAGAGACUUUGGCUUGGUUCACUGAAUGGGCGGCAACACACGAAUAGAUACGUGCUGCGGUAACCUAGAACAUGGCGGAAACCCACAAUGAAGAGACUGGAUGCCUCGCAUGUGGAUACACCACAAUAUAUAUUUAGAUGAUGUGCCAAGGGGCAAAAUAUAAAAAAGAGAAUUGCAACUG
This is a messenger RNA of Pseudomassariella vexata, 2370 nucleotides long. RefSeq lists its product as uncharacterized. Lineage: Eukaryota; Fungi; Ascomycota; Sordariomycetes; Amphisphaeriales; Pseudomassariaceae. Gene Ontology annotation, biological process: lipid metabolic process. Gene Ontology annotation, molecular function: acetoacetate-CoA ligase activity. The record is from RefSeq and is a predicted model, not a curated record. Gene Ontology annotation, cellular component: cytosol. The coding region runs from base 212 to 2236 and encodes 674 amino acids. The transcript has 4 exons.